AAGAAGAUAUUGUUAUAUCAGAGUUUUUCGAUGAUGAAGACGAAGUGGAUUAUGAGCCAGACGAAGACGUUUACAGUCAAAAACCAAACACUGCUCAAAAACUUUCUAAAGUCUCCAUAGAUGUUGAAGAAAAAGAAAAAAAUGAAGUAGAAAUUACCAAUGGAAAUUCCAACCGACACCGUCCACGUAGCAAGACUGAAGGCAAUUAUUCGAACACUCAAUGCACAUUAAAUGGUAAAGAUGAAAAAUCUGACAUUAAAGACAAUGACCAUAUUAAAGAUGUCAAACAUAGUGGCGUAAUCCACCAGGAUACACGGAAAAUAAGCAUCAGAUCCGCCUAUACUAAGAUGAGACCUUCAGCAUCCAUUGGCAGACCAAAGAAAAUUAAUUGGAGUAGUCGUGAAUUUCACCAAAGAAGGUUGGCGCCUACCUCUUCCAACGGGUACGCCGUUAACUAUCAUUAUAAAAUACAAAAAUCACGCUCUGGUAAAUUGAACGAAAGGGACUCUGGCACUGGCACUGGCCGAUAUUACUUUAGUCACAGUCGCCGUAUGGAAACUAUGGACAGUAAGGAUAAUAAAAAAAUCAAAGGACAUUCGCACCGGGAUGACACACCACGCGAACGAAAUCUUGAUUUUCCUACCCAUGCAUCUGAAUAUCAUCACACUCCAAAACCAACAUCUGACAAUUAUGACAAAGAACCCCGUUCAAAACGUCAGAGUGAUAUUUCAUAUUGUACAGGUGAAUCACGAUAUGGCACAUCGAAAAAAUCCUCAGAUGUAACUCGCUACUUUAUUAUGAAGAGUCACAACCACGAAAACGUCCAAAAGUCACAAAUAGACGGUGUCUGGGCUACACAGCCUAUUAACGCUAGUGUAUUAAGCGAUGCUUUUAGAAAUUCUAAAAGAGUUAUUCUGAUUUUUUCCGUGAAUAAUAGUCGACAUUUUCAAGGUUUUUGCUUAAUGGAAUCCGAUGUAGGUACUAUAAAACAUGCUUCAUGGACAGAUAUUAGUGGAUCUUCUCUUGGCGGAAAUUUUAGCGUUAGAUGGCUAAAAAUUGGUAAUUUAUCAUUCGAACGAACGCAUAAUAUUCGCAAUCCCUGGAACGAUAACAAACCUGUAAAAAUUAGUCGUGAUGGACAGGAGCUUCCUGAAAAUAUUGGUGACGAAUUGUGCAACCUCUUUGAUUAUACCUCAUCCAAGGAGGCAUCCAUCUUGGAUGUAAACGCUGACAAAAAUAGGUCACAUAAAGUGUCUAUACGAGGUUCGGAAUCUGGAAGCAAUAAUUAUCCUUUUGACAUAAAAAUUUGGAUGUUUUGUAUUAAAGCAUUUUAUUGA
Dentiscutata erythropus is the source of this 1337-nucleotide messenger RNA. NCBI's taxonomy places the organism in Eukaryota, Fungi, Glomeromycota, Glomeromycetes, Diversisporales, Gigasporaceae. The record is from the annotation of a GenBank genome assembly.